UUCGCGGCGCCUGCGCGCUGAGGGGCCCGCCCGGGGCCCGCCCCGCCCCCGGCCCGCCCCCAAGAUAUGUAAGCGGCUCGGCUUGGGGUCGCGCCACCGCCAGACUCCCGUGUCCCUCCGCGCAGGCGGGCGGCCCGGAGAGCUUGUGCCCCCGCAGCUGGCGCCCCCUCCUCAUCAUGAACAGAGGCUUCUCCCGAAAGAGCCACACGUUCCUGCCCAAGAUCUUCUUCCGAAAAAUGUCAUCCUCAGGGGCCAAGGACAAGCCUGAGCUGCAGUUUCCCUUCCUUCAGGAUGAGGAUACGGUGGCCACACUGCUGGAGUGCAAGACACUCUUCAUCCUGCGUGGCCUGCCAGGAAGCGGCAAGUCCACGCUGGCACGGGUCAUCGUAGACAAGUACCGCGACGGCACCAAGAUGGUGUCUGCUGAUGCUUACAAGAUCACCCCUGGCGCUCGAGGAGCCUUCUCGGAGGAAUACAGGCGGCUAGAUGAGGAACUGGCUGCCUACUGCCGACGCCGGGACAUCAGAAUUCUUGUGCUAGAUGACACCAACCACGAGCGGGAACGGCUGGAGCAGCUCUUUGACAUGGCCGACAAGUACCAGUACCAGGUGGUGCUGGUGGAGCCCAAGACAGCGUGGCGGCUGGACUGUGCCCAGCUCAAGGAGAAGAACCAGUGGCAGCUGUCGGCCGACGACCUGAAGAAGCUGAAGCCUGGGCUGGAGAAGGACUUCCUGCCACUCUACUUCGGCUGGUUCCUGACCAAGAAGAGCUCUGAGGCCCUGCGCAAGGCUGGCCAGGUCUUCCUGGACGAGCUGGGCAACCACAAGGCCUUCAAGAAGGAGCUUCCACACUUUAUCUCUGGGAAUGAGUCCAGGGAGAAGAUUGACCUGGUCACCUAUUUUGGGAAGAGACCCCCAGGCGUGCUGCACUGCACAACCAAGUUCUGUGACUAUGGGAAGGCCACCGGGGCAGAUGAGUACGCCCAGCAGGAUGUGGUGAAGAAAUCUUACUGCAAGGCCUUCAUGCUGUCCAUCUCUGCCCUCUUUGUGACACCUAAGACGACUGGGGCUCGGGUGGAGCUGAGUGAGCAGGAGCUGCAGUUGUGGCCAAGUGACGUGGACAAGCUGACCCCCUCUGACAACCUGCCUCGGGGGAGCCGUGCCCACAUCACUCUUGGCUGCGCAGCUGACGUGGAGGCCGUGCAGACGGGCCUCGACCUCUUAGAGAUUGUGCGGCAGGAGAAGGGGGGCAACCGAGGCGAGGAGGUGGGUGAGCUAAGCCGGGGCAAGCUCUAUUCCUUGGGCAAUGGGCGCUGGAUGCUGAACCUGGCCAAGAAGAUGGAGGUCAGGGCCAUCUUCACGGGAUACUACGGGAAGGGCAAACCUGUGCCCACACAAGGCAGCCGGAAGGGGGGUGCCAUGCAGUCCUGCACCAUCAUAUGAGUGUCCUCACCCCUGUAGGCCCCUUGCGCUUCAGAAGGGAAGGGGAGGAGAGGGAAACAUGCCCUCUGCUUGAUUUUUGAGUCUUUUUUUUUUUUUUACUCAAAGUUAACCUACUUUUUAAAAACUUGUAAAAUAACUCACCGCCUCCCACCCCAUGCUCAAGCUCUCAACACAAAGUGGGUGGGUAGGUACCGUUCAGGAACCUGGACCAAAGCUGAUGGGGCUGGGCCAGGCCUGGAGCUGCUACCAGAACCCUGAGCCCAGCCCCUAGCCCAGGCCUGCUGCUCUGACCAGAGCUGGGCUCGUGGGGACAGACACGUCAGCUGCAAAAGCCCUCUGACUAGAGGCAAAAGGCAGUGGGGCUGCAGGGAGUUUCCACCGCCAUGGAAAACUAGUGGUGGCUCUGAUCCCAUUUCUUAACCAGUAUAGGCCCAGGAAGGCUCGGGCUAUUUAGCAGGGUAGAAAAAGGGGUUUACCUCCCACCUUUGGUCCCAAGUCAGUCCCUUCCUUCACACAGUAACUAGGUAGUAGUUUGAUAACUAGGGAAGAAAAGAGAACAAACAGCAGCAGCCACAUCCCAGGCUGGCUGCUGGUCUCAUCCAGGAAGUCAGGCUGGCCACCCUUCCCAGUGGCGUGGUUCUGUUGGGUGGACGGGGAGAUCGUGGCCAGAGGUAGCAUGUCAGUGAGGAAGCUCCAGUCUGCUGUCUGCCCAGCCCGUCCUGCCUCCAUGGUGCCUCUGGAGGCUUCUGGCCUCCUCUAAAGGGGGCUGGUGGGUACCAAGAGCCAGUGGAGUAGACCCCUAGCUGAUAAGGGCCAAGGCUCACCUGUUGCCUGUGGGGAGGGGUGUUUAACUUGCUACGUGUGCUGUGGUUCCUGGGGUGCCUUCCACUGUCUUCUACUCAGUAACAGGGACUUGCUAAUCAGGCUGUCACUUGAAAGUGCUUCGGAUUUAAGUUACUAUCCUGGCUUUGCCCAACCUCAGCGACUUGUAAGACUGAUAAUGAAAUAAAUGAUGUUAAUCCUA
Messenger RNA from Propithecus coquereli (Coquerel's sifaka), 2466 nucleotides. It is a transcript of the gene CNP, whose product is annotated as 2',3'-cyclic nucleotide 3' phosphodiesterase. Gene Ontology annotation, molecular function: 2',3'-cyclic-nucleotide 3'-phosphodiesterase activity. The transcript has 4 exons. The record is from RefSeq and is a predicted model, not a curated record. The coding region runs from base 177 to 1442 and encodes 421 amino acids. Gene Ontology annotation, cellular component: cytoplasm; membrane. Gene Ontology annotation, biological process: cyclic nucleotide catabolic process. NCBI's taxonomy places the organism in Eukaryota, Metazoa, Chordata, Mammalia, Primates, Indriidae.